CACCCUCCUUGUCAGUGAUGCUGCUGCUGCUGCUAGCCCUGCUGUGGGCAGGGUCCCUGGCUCGGGAUGACAGAUACAAGCUGACAGUACAGGGGCCAGUGACGGUGCAGGAGGGCCUGUGUGUUUCUGUGCUCUGCUCAUUUCAGCAUCCAUGGCCCUACUGGUAUAAUCCUCCCCGCACUUAUGGCUACUGGUUCCGGGAAGGGGCUGAGGAAUUACAAGAUCCUCCUGCAGCCACAAACAAACAAGAUCGUCAAGUGCAGGAGGAGACCCAGGGCCGAUUCCUCCUCCUUGGGGAUCCUGGGAGCCAGAACUGCUCCCUGGACAUCAGAGAUGCCAGGGGGACCGAUGAGGGAACAUACUUUUUUCGAGUGGAGAGAGGAAGUUCCGUGCAAUAUUCAUACAAAAGGAACUUGCUCACCGUGCAUGUGACGGCCCUCAACCACACACCUGACAUCCUCAUCAUGGGGAACCUGGAGUCCAGCCACCCAACAAACGUGACCUGCUCUGUGCCCUGGGCCUGUGAGCGGGGCACGCCCCCCCUCUUCUCCUGGAUGUCAGCUGCUCACACCUCCCUGGGCCCUAGGACCCACCUGUCCUCUGUGCUCACUCUCACCCCACGGCCCCAGGACCAUGGGACCAACCUCACCUGUCAGGUGAGGUUUCCUGCAGUAGGAGUGACUCUGGAGAGAACCAUCCAGCUCAACGUCACCUCCCAGAACUCCUCCAGUACUGUUCCUAUUGGUGAUGACAUCUGUUCCCCACCCCCACUGGACAGGGACUUCAUUGGUCCCAUCAGACAGGUGGUGCCCAGAGAUACCACCCUGACCAUGGGUGUGGGGCUCCUGGGAGGCUGGUCAGAUAGAAGAGAACCAGAGACCAGGGCAGGCAUGGUCUAUGGGGCCGCCGUGGGAGCUGGUGUCACCGCACUGUUGGGUGGCUGCCUCUGCACCACCUACUUCCUAGUGAAGAGGAACUGCAAGAAGACAGCAGCCAGGCCAGCAGGGGGCAUGGAUGACACCCACACUGCCACGGUGCCUGCUCCCACGCUGGAGGGCUAG
Phyllostomus discolor (pale spear-nosed bat) is the source of this 1061-nucleotide messenger RNA. RefSeq names its product myeloid cell surface antigen CD33-like. The record is from RefSeq and is a predicted model, not a curated record. NCBI's taxonomy places the organism in Eukaryota, Metazoa, Chordata, Mammalia, Chiroptera, Phyllostomidae. Gene Ontology annotation, biological process: cell adhesion. Gene Ontology annotation, cellular component: plasma membrane. Gene Ontology annotation, molecular function: sialic acid binding. The transcript has 7 exons. Bases 18 to 1061 code for a protein of 347 amino acids.